This is a messenger RNA of Raphanus sativus (radish), 949 nucleotides long. RefSeq names its product ubiquitin carboxyl-terminal hydrolase 3. The coding region runs from base 77 to 775 and encodes 232 amino acids. The transcript has 9 exons. The record is from RefSeq and is a predicted model, not a curated record. NCBI's taxonomy places the organism in Eukaryota, Viridiplantae, Streptophyta, Magnoliopsida, Brassicales, Brassicaceae. Gene Ontology annotation, cellular component: cytoplasm. Gene Ontology annotation, molecular function: cysteine-type deubiquitinase activity. Gene Ontology annotation, biological process: protein deubiquitination; ubiquitin-dependent protein catabolic process.
GUUUUCUUACAUCCGACAAGUUAAAAUUUGUUGUUGUGCAAAAUCAGAAAGAAAGAAAGAAAGACGAUCACGAAAGAUGGCGACGGAGAGUUCUUCUGCUAAGAGAUGGCUUCCACUUGAAGCUAACCCAGAGGUUAUGAAUCAGUUUCUUUGGGGGCUUGGGCUUGAACCAGAUGCGGCGGAGUGCAAUGACGUGUUUGGAUUAGACGACGAACUUCUUGAGAUGGUUCCAAAGCCUGUCCUUGCUGUUCUCUUCCUUUACCCUAUCACCAAAAAGAGUGAAGAAGAGAGGAUCGAGCAAGACAAGGAAAUCAAGGAGAAGGUGCAUAGUGAUAAGGUUUACUUCAUGAAACAAACUGUGGGUAAUGCUUGUGGAACCAUUGGUCUUCUCCAUGCUAUUGGCAACAUUACCUCUGAAAUCAAGCUUUCUGAGGGAUCUUUCUUGGAUAAAUUCUUCAAAUCCACUGCCAAUAUGACUCCCAUGGAGCGUGCAAGGUUUCUUGAGAAUGACAGUCAAAUAGAAGAUGCUCAUUCUGUGGCGGUUACCGCUGGUGAAACACCGGCUACAGAUGACGCAGACACACAUUUCAUCUGUUUAGUGUGUGUAGAUGGUGAGCUCUAUGAACUCGAUGGAAGGAAAGCUGGACCAAUUUCACAUGGUGCUUCCUCUCCAGCUACCCUCUUGAAGGAUGCGACGAAGGUAAUGAAGAAGUUUAUUGAUAAGAAUCCGGACACUCUCAACUUCAAUGUGAUGGCCAUCUCUAAGAGAACCUGAGGUUUUUCUUCAAGAAGCAAAGAUCAGUAGUCUUGUUUCUGCAUUUAUGACUUAACUAUCCACGCAGAUUUUAUAUCUUUGUGGAUUCUGAUUUACUGCAUUCUGAAUUUUUUUCUUCUUUUUUUUUGUUUCUGAAAAUCUUAAGGAGUUUAUGAUCAUGGUUUUAAGAGUGCA